CAACAAUAUCUUCCAACAUCAACGUCAACAUCAACAUCACACAAUGGCAAAACGAAAGCGCACUACGAACGGCGACCCAGCAGCCGCAACUGCUGCGACCAAGAAGGUUAAAUCAACUGACCCACCGGCCCCUAAAACCACCACCACGAUCCAAAUAGUCGCGGGAUCCUACGACCGAGUCCUUCACGGCGUUACGGUAACAGUACGCCCUGACGAAGAUGCCCAAUUCGCAGACACCUUCCUCUUCAAUGCCCACACAUCCGCUAUUCGGAGUCUUGCGCUCUCCCCGCCUUCGGCCCCUGUCCCAAAGCAAUCCCAGAAGAUCAUCCUCGCAACUGGCAGCACUGACGAACGCAUAAACCUCUAUCACCUCUCUGCACACGCACCUUCGAGGAUCACCGUGCCCGUUAUUCCCUCCCUGACGUCCAGAGCCGUCGUCGAAAAUCCCCAAAAUCGCGAAUUGGGAAGCCUGUUACAUCAUUCAUCCAGCAUCACUGCUCUGUAUUUUCCCAACAGGAGCAAGCUGCUAAGUUCAGCGGAGGACAGCACAAUUGCUAUUACACGGACCAGGGAUUGGAGUUUAUUGUCUUCCAUAAAGGUGCCGAUUCCCAAACCGGUAGGCAGGCCGAGUGGAGAUACAGCGCCUUUGGGAGGGGCACCGAGCGGGGUGAACGAUUUUGCGGUACAUCCCAGUACAAAGCUCAUGAUUUCAGUAAGCAAGGGGGAGAAAUGCAUGAGAUUGUGGAACUUGGUUACAGGAAAGAAGGCGGGUGUGUUGAACUUUGAGAGGACGAUGUUGGGGGAAGUAGGAGAGGGCAGGUUUAGUAGUGGCGAGGGAAGGAAAGUUGCCUGGGGAAGUACGGAUGCAGGGGAAGAAUUCUGUGUGGGAUUCGAGAGGGGAAUAUUGGUAUUUGGCAUGGAUAGCAAACCCAAGUGCAAGGUUGUGCCGGAGCCGAAGAUGAAGAUACACCAGCUUUGUUAUGUACAGGUGGACGAGAAGGAAGAUAUUCAAGUCUUGGCGGUGUCGACAGAGGACGGCAGGAUAUUGUUCUAUUCUACGAGACCUGCGGACCUCACGACAGCAAAGGCGGCUGAAGGGAAGGAUGCACCCCUACCUUCUGCGAAAUUGAUUGCGCAGCUUGGAGGAAAAGAUGCUGGGCUUUCUGGAAGGGUCAAGGACUUUACUGUUUUGAGUGUGGGCGAAGGGACCUCGAAAGAUCUAUUCAUUGUUGCAGGAAGCAGUGACGGUGCUCUCAGAGUCUGGAAGCUGUCUGCAUCAGAUUUAGCCCGUCAUAGCGACAAGGUCAAGCAGGUUGGAGUAUUGCUCGGCACGUACGAGACGAACAAUCGAAUCACAUGCCUGAAGGCAUUUAUCAUGCUCCCGAAAAUGGACGAAGCAGAAGAGGAGGCUGGGGAAUUGGAAGACUUCGAGGGCUUUGAUGAAGAGGAAGGGGACUCGGAGAGCAGUAGUUCGGAUAGCGACUAAAAUGAUACCCAUCAGCUGGCAUUUUUAACUGAGAUCCACAUGAUGUUCCACAUUGUCAGAG
This is a messenger RNA of Amorphotheca resinae ATCC 22711, 1547 nucleotides long. RefSeq lists its product as hypothetical. The record is from RefSeq and is a predicted model, not a curated record. Gene Ontology annotation, molecular function: protein binding. The coding region runs from base 44 to 1486 and encodes 480 amino acids. NCBI's taxonomy places the organism in Eukaryota, Fungi, Ascomycota, Leotiomycetes, Helotiales, Amorphothecaceae. The transcript has a single exon.